AUGUCGGCGAUCAACUUCUUCCGUUCACGGAAUCGCGGUGCAUCCAGUCCUUCGGUAUCGGAGCUGGUGAAAUAUUACGAACUGUUGUCCGACACCUCAUCACUAUUGAGUGGCACUACUGCGAGAGACGGCGGAGCAGCAGGAGCGGGACAAGGAAGAUGGGGCUCAAGACCACUUGAGCAGAGGGACGACCAGGAGGAGUGCGGUCGUCCGGCACACGGCUGCGGCACACGGCAGCUAACGCCGUCAGGAAAUCGCGGGAGUGGCGAUCAUAAUUCCGGGAGCGGAGAACAGGCGCCGUUAGUGGCGAGAUUUUACGACCUACGAGGGUCGGGGGAUGGAGUACGCGUCGCCGGAAAUAACGCGUCAUGCGUAUCACCACUGUCGUGGCCACGGCCUCCUCGAGUACGGCGACGUGACCGCUUCCGCCGCGAGAACGACCGAGUCGGCCGCGACAAUGUUGCUCGGGUCACCGUCUACGUCGCCGUCCAUCCAGGAAGUGAUCAGAAGCCGAGGACAGGUGAAGCGGCCUUCGAUGUCAGCAACAGUGGCACCGUCCGGAAUCACCUGCAAGUCGAUAUCGAGUGGGAUGAUAACCAGUAG
Molecule: messenger RNA, 603 nt
Organism: Macrosiphum euphorbiae (potato aphid)
Lineage: Eukaryota; Metazoa; Arthropoda; Insecta; Hemiptera; Aphididae
Source: the annotation of a GenBank genome assembly